This is a messenger RNA of Brassicogethes aeneus, 1810 nucleotides long. Lineage: Eukaryota; Metazoa; Arthropoda; Insecta; Coleoptera; Nitidulidae. The record is from the annotation of a GenBank genome assembly.
CGCCUAGUGCAAUAUAAUACCUACUACGUCUCACUUGUAGUUAUUGUAUUUAUACCCGCUAUAGCUACGAUUAAUAUUCGAUUGACGUAAACACUCGUUUUGAUGUAAUACACCGGUUUAUCUGUGAACUGAAAAAUCGAUAGUUUAACAGCAUCUCCUUAUGAAUAGGGAGAAAAAGCAUUUUGUACUUGUUCUAUCCUAUUAAAUGCUGUGAAGGUGUGAUCUGUUUAUGUGAAAUGUGUUAUUUGAAAGAACAUUCCGAUAUAACAUGAUGCUGGAAAAAAGGCUCUACAACCCGCUGUUUCUUCUAUUAGCCUUAAUACUAUGUGUAACCAUAAUUUUUUACGUUUUUCGAAAAAAGCCAGAACGAAUACUAGCCUAUAAAUUGCAUUCCAGCAAUUCCAGUUAUACUUAUCCGAUACAUAAUUUGCCUAAAGAUGACUACAACCGUUUAAUCGACCUUAAUUUUACUUUUAAAAUUAUAAACUACCCCUGCAAUGAUUCAAAUCCGCCACUUUUGUUGGUACUGGUGCAUACGUCUCCGGAUAACCAUGUGAAAAGGAGCACAAUCAGAGACACCUGGGGUAAAAACGAUAACGAAGUUAAAGUUUUGUUCGUAAUUGGAGACACCAAUAAUACGAGCACGCAAAACCAAGUGCUCGAGGAAAAUUUGCAGUAUGGGGAUUUAAUUCAAGGAGAUUACAUGGACGCGUACAGGAACAUGACCUACAAGCACGUGAUGAUACUGAAGUACGCAAUUUAUCAUUGCCCAUUAGCCAAAUACAUCCUUAAGACUGACGAUGAUGUUUUUGUUCACAUAAGAGGAAUGAAGCAUUUUCUUAGUAAUAAUUUAUCCUUGCUUGGUGCCAGUAAUGUGCUAUUUUGCACGACAAGGGAGCACACUAUAGCCCUGAGAUCGUACAGAUCGAAAUGGAGGGUAACGUUCAAGGAAUUCCCCGACAAGUACUACCCGACGUACUGUCCCGGUUGGAAUUUGCUCUACUCGCCCGAUGUCAUAUUUAAUUUGUACGAAGAAGCUCAACAAGCGGACUACUUUUGGAUCGACGACGUUCAUAUAACCGGCAUCCUAGCUAAAAAAUUAAACAUUGUUCACACCAAUAUACAACCACUUGUUGUAUCUAGUCAAAAUCUUUAUUAUAUAGAAAAAUCGUAUAAUAUAACCCAGCCGUUUCUUUAUGGCCCUUAUAAUUUAAAUGAGAACACUAUUAGGACUUUGUGGAAAUACGCCAAUACACAUCCCACGCCAAAUUAUACAGGGUGGGAGGAUUUUAAUUGAAAGAACUGAUAAUUUGUUAUGAUUUUUAAAUUGAAUAUCAUUGUUCCUAAUAGUUAAACUGUAUAAAAACAUAGGAAAUUGAUAAAAACCCAAUUAGCUUUGAAAAAUCCAGGCAUUCUAUUUUACGUGUUUUUAUUGGCCGAAAAUUUUUGUUUUCGCAAUCUGCAUUUUCUUUGUGUGGUAAUUACUUUAUCAAAACACAUAUCUGAUUCAUAUCAAACAUUUUUUGAUGACGAAUACAUUUUGAUGAAUAAAAUAAUUUUUUAUAAAACAAUCCAGUAUGUGGUACAAACAAGCUAUACUUUGAUUUUCAAAAUUGAAUAAUAAGAAUAAAUUUACAAACUGGUUUAAACGUUAAAGAUUCUACUCGGUAUUUAACAUUUUGAUCCUUUUUUCCAUCCAUAUAUGUCGGCCCUGAGUACUAACUCUUUUAAAACAAAUUUAUUUCUGAAAAACCAGUUUUUAUUAAAAAUGUGUUGUUUACCCAAACCUAUCAAUUUAUUAUGGCAUGAA